Molecule: messenger RNA, 1578 nt
Organism: Episyrphus balteatus (marmalade hoverfly)
Lineage: Eukaryota; Metazoa; Arthropoda; Insecta; Diptera; Syrphidae
Product: RCC1-like G exchanging factor-like protein
Exons: 2
Coding region: 121-1527 (468 amino acids)
Source: RefSeq, a predicted model, not a curated record
UAUUUUUUUUUCAUAACACCUUUUCCUCAACACAAAACUGAAACUUAAGGAAAUGUUCAACUAAUUUAAUUAAACCCAUUUUUUAACACACAAAAGAAACCAAAAAAAAAAACCACCAGUAUGUUGAAAAAUUUAACAAGAAUACAAAUCGAACCAGCAAUGAUUAAAACUUUUAAAAGUAAACAUCUAACGCUAGUUCAUAAAUAUACCACAAAAGCAAAACGUUCUGUCUUGUUACAAGACAAAUCAAAUAUUAAAAUUUAUGAACCAAAAAUCUCGGCAGAGAAUAAAUUGCGUAUUUAUGUGUGGGGCUUUCAAGAAACUGGAGCCUUAGGGCUGCAAACUUCUGUGAAAAAGGCACAAGAACGUUACACACAAGUUGUCCAUCAUCCAACGCGACUACAAUUCUCUGAAAAUACAACUGUCACUGAUAUUGUAGCUGGAUAUGGCUUCUCUGCGUUCGCUGUGAAACGAAGCGAUGGCGAAACACUUUUCGGAACUGGUCUAAACACUGACAGUCAAUUGGGACUGCAGAAAAAAGGUUACGGAGCAGCUACAAAGAAUCUAGAUCUAUUAAUCUAUCCAGCAGCAAUACGUCUUCCAAAACUAGCUGAUGAAACAGAUGACGAUAUGUCUGUCCAAUGCAUGUCCGCAGGACGUGCUCAUUUAGUCGUAUUGACAAAAAAUGGAACAAUCUUUUGUUUGGGAAACAAUUCUUAUGGCCAAUGUGGUCGGCAUAUUGUCGAUGACGAGGUCUACAAGGGAAGUAAUACAAUCCAUCGAAUAGAAAAGUCUAAUUUCACUGAAGAAGGGGAUGAAGUUGUUUCUGUUCAAUGUGGACAGGAUCACACUUUAUUCCUUACCAGGGAGGGAAAAGUCUACUCCUGCGGCUGGGGAGCUGAUGGACAGACAGGAAGAGGCAAUUACAUUACCUCGGGUACAAUUGAACAAGUCAAAGGGGACAUUCUCAAUGAGAGAAUUAUCAAAAUUGCCUGCUCUUCGGACUGUGUUCUGGCAUUGAACGAUAAAGGUGAAGUCUUUGGAUGGGGAAACUCAGAAUAUGGCCAGCUUGAUGAUUCUGACGAUGCUCCAACUCAAGUAAACUCUCCCCAAGCAUUAACCCUUACCAAAGGAAUUGGUGCUAUUAAAGACAUUGCUUCAGGAGGUUCCUUCUGCAUGGUUCUCAAUGAAGAAGGACUUGUUUUUACUUGGGGUUAUGGUAUAUUAGGAUUUGGUCCAUAUGUCGAACAGACAAGUAAACCACAACAACUUUUGCCACCUUUGUUUGGAAAGAAUGAUUUUAGUGAUAAUACCCAUGUAGUUUCUAUUAAUUGUGGUGUCUUUCAUAUGGGAGCUAUCAAUUCGGAAGGUGAUCUUUUUAUUUGGGGCAAAAAUCGAUUUGGUUGCCUUGGAUUGGGUCAUAAUAAGGAUCAGUUUUUCCCAUUUAAGACAGCAAUUAAUGCUAAAGUGCAGAAAGUUGCAUUUGGUGUUGAUCAUACAUUAGCAUUAUGUCGUCCGUUUAUGUAGAAAAAAAAGCAAAGUGAUAAUAAAAUGAAUAGUUGUUGAAUAAAGUUGGUU